CUUGGUAUUCUCCAGACAGCCAUAAGCAUUUUUCAGGUGGGGUGUCAUUUGUCAACAUCAAUUUCACAUCCUCCAAAAUCCAACAAUACAUUAAACAAGCCACAGAUCCCAUCUCUCUCGACCUCUCCACUCCAUACCUUCCAAAACAGAAAGGGAGAUGUCAGCUGCUAUUGGAACUUCAUCAGCAUCCAAAGAUAAUAUGGGAUUCAACAAUGGAGUCGAAAUUGAAGAGCUUAUGAAGAAGAAGAUCAAGAACUUGAAGGCCACUGGCAAUGAAGUUGAGGAAGAAGAAGAGGAGGAUGAAGAGGAAGAGGAAGAGCAAGAGCAAGAGAGUGAUUCCAAGCUCAUCAAGAGUGUGAAACAAUUGGAUAUUGGCCCUCAAGUUUCUUUCAAGGAGCAUCUUGAAAAAGACAAGGAUGAUGACAGCUUAAGAAGAUGGAAAGAGCAGCUCCUUGGAAGAAUUGACUUAGCUUCUGUUGGAGAAAGCAAAGAAGCAGAAGUAAAGAAAAUAAAUCUGAGAAUCUCAAGUCCAGGGAGGGAAGAUGUAGUGUUGCCAAUUUCAUCAAUUACCAAAUCAAAGAGAACUCUUUUUACUCUCAAGGAAGGAAGCCAUUAUCGUCUCUUUUUAUCCUUUACCGUUUCCAACAAUAUCGUCUCUGGCCUCAAGUAUAUCACUACUGUUUGGAAGACAGGCGUCAGAGUGGACCAUAGAAAAGUGAUGCUGGGAACAUUCGGGCCGAGGCAAGAGCCCUAUACUUAUGAAUUGGAAGAGGAAACUACUCCUUCUGGCAUUUUUGCAAGAGGCUCCUACUUUGCUGCAUCCAAGAUGGUAGAUGAUGAUGGGAAAUGCUAUUUGGAAGUGAGCUACUAUUUUGAAAUCCAAAAGAAGUGGCCCUCACCUCCUUGAACUUCUCUUUAUCUUUGGCUUUUUUCUGCUUCUUCAUGUCUCCACUUUUGUUAUAUUAUUUAACUUCCUUUUCCUUUUAUUAUUGCUAUGUUUUUUGUAACACCUCUUCCCUAAACUAUAUAGUUUCUUUCUGCA
Molecule: messenger RNA, 1042 nt
Organism: Manihot esculenta (cassava)
Lineage: Eukaryota; Viridiplantae; Streptophyta; Magnoliopsida; Malpighiales; Euphorbiaceae
Product: rho GDP-dissociation inhibitor 1
Exons: 6
Coding region: 158-907 (249 amino acids)
Biological process (GO): Rho protein signal transduction
Cellular component (GO): cytosol; membrane; cytoplasm
Molecular function (GO): protein binding; Rho GDP-dissociation inhibitor activity
Source: RefSeq, a predicted model, not a curated record